Messenger RNA from Populus euphratica (Euphrates poplar), 5720 nucleotides. RefSeq lists its product as uncharacterized. NCBI's taxonomy places the organism in Eukaryota, Viridiplantae, Streptophyta, Magnoliopsida, Malpighiales, Salicaceae. The transcript has 12 exons. Bases 357 to 5441 code for a protein of 1694 amino acids. Gene Ontology annotation, biological process: negative regulation of transcription elongation by RNA polymerase II. The record is from RefSeq and is a predicted model, not a curated record. Gene Ontology annotation, molecular function: histone reader activity.
UUUCCACAUCAUACAGAGAGAGGGGGGUUUUAAUAAAUUAAAAUAAUAAUAAGUAAAUAAAUAAAUAGCAGAUAUUCGUGUGUAUUAAUUAGAUCCUCUUGUAUGAUUAGAUAUAUAUAAUCUGAUUGUAGUAGUUAUGUUCUGUGUGUUUAAUAUUAAAAAUAAAGUCAGAAGAGAGAAAUAAUAAUAAUAAUAAUAGGUGAUAAUUAUUGUGAAAUUUGGAGGGAAAAAUUAGGGAUUGAUGGUGUUCGAUUGUGGUGGAUCGUGUUAGUGAAGAAGGGGAUGACAGCCAAGCGAAGAGGAAGAAACGUUCAAGAGCUAUAUAAUGCGACGGACAUAAUUGGGGAAACAAAGGCAUGCGAGGGCCAUUAGACGAAACUCAGAAGAAGUGCAUGGAAUCAUCACAGGUUGAAAAAGGAUUAGGCAAACCUUCCAUGAGACGGAAAGUUCAUACCAGCGCUGAGUCUGGGACCUGUAAUGUGUGCUCUGCUCCCUGUUCAUCUUGUAGGCAUCUUAAGCCAGCCUGUAUGGGAUCAAAGGGUGAUGAGUUUUCUGAUGAAACCUGUCGUGUAACUGCAUCAAGUCAGUAUUCUAAUAAUGAUGGUGAUGGUUUAGUCUCGUUUAAAAGUAGAGCACGUGACAGCUUACAGCAUACCACCAGUGAAGCAAGCAACCUGCUCAGUGUUAGUUCAAGUCAUGAUUCUCUGUCUGAAAAUGCAGAAAGUAAAGUAAACAGAAAGUCAUCUGAUGCUGAUGCGUCAGCUGAGUCUCUGAUGCGUCUGAAGAUGUCCUCUGGUAGAGCCAUUGCAGAGGAUCAGUUUUCUCCAAAAGCAGAGAGUUUUCCAGAUCAGAAAACUUUCUCAAAGAACAAUGUGGAUUCUAAAUCUGAAGAGGGCCAUGAUGAUAACAUGUCAUGUGUUAGUAGAGCUAAUGAUGCAAGCAAAGUGGUUGGUUAUUAUAACAAGAAUUUAGACAUGAAAAAUUGUUUGCACAGUUCAGCUUUAGAAGUGGAAGGAUCUGGAAAGGCACCAUUUUCUCAUAAAUCAGGUUCAUUUGAGACUCCUUCAAAUGAUGUUGAUGCUUGCAGUAGCUCACCAAAGGUCCAGACUAAGUGCCUUUCCUCUAAUUCAAAUGGGAAACAUUUAGAUGAAGAUCCAGCUUUACAUGACCAUGGAAAACGGUUUGAAUGUCCAACAGAACAAGUCAAUCUAUCAUUGUCAAAAGAAGCAUCAGCUAAUAUUGAUUGUGUUGGCAACUUGGCUGCACACAACAUUUCUGAUAACAAUGCAAAUGGUAAAAGUACCCUCAAUGCAGAUAGUUCCGAGGUUUCAUGUAAAAUCAAUUCAAAGUUAGAAUUAGAGGCAGACAAAGAUAGUGGGGACCAAGCAGAUGAGGGUUUUAAAUGUUCUGACCAAGUUGAACGAAAAGAGAAGUUGAAUGAGUCAGAUGAAUUAGCAGAUAUGCAGGAGCCUACGUUGCAAUCUGCAUCUGGGGAUGAGAGUGACGAGUCUGAAAUUCUGGAACAUGAUGUAAAAGUGUGUGAUAUUUGCGGGGAUGCAGGUCGGGAGGAUUUUCUUGCUAUAUGUAGUAGGUGCGCAGAUGGUGCAGAACACAUCUAUUGUAUGCGAGAGAUGCUUCAGAAACUUCCUGAAGGUGACUGGUUGUGUGAAGAAUGCAAGUUGGCUGAAGAAGCUGAAAAUCAAAAGCAAGAUGCUGAGGAAAAAAGGAUGAAUGUAGCAAGUACUCAGAGCUCUGGCAAGAGACAUGCAGAACACAUGGAGCUGGCUUUGGCACCCAAAAGGCAGGCAACUGAAACAAGUUUGGCAUCACCCAAGUCAUGCAGUCCUAGCAGAAUAGCUGCAGUGUCUCGGGAUACUUCAUUCAAGAGCUUAGAUAAAGGAAAAGUAAAGAUAGCUCAUCAAACAUCUUUUGGCAAUCGCUCCAAUAUUGAUCUUCCGGAAAUUGCGCGCCCUUCUGUGAAUGGUCCACAUGUUCAAACUCCCAAGGGGGCCUUACUGAAGUCCAAUUCGUUCAACACCUUAAAUUCCAAAAUGAAAGUGAAGCUUGUCGAUGAAGUUCCUCAAAAGCAUAAGGGCGCUAGAGAGAGUUCUCUUGAUAUGAAGGAGGGGACUGCUAGAAUGAUGAGGAAAAGUAUGUCAUUUAAAUCUGCGAGCUCGGGCCGAUCCAGCACUAAUGAGUUGAAAGUUAAAAUGCUUUCAUCCAAAUUCUCUCACAUUCAAGAUUCAAGAGGAUUGAAACAGGUGAAAGACCGGGAUGCUGUUGAUAGAAAAAAAUUGUUGAGAUUGGGUCGCCCUCCAGGUAGUUCAAUGACAAGUAGUGCUGUUGUUUCAACACCUAAGGUCGAUCAAGGGUUCACUCGUGGUGAAAGUGUCAUAGCAUCAUCCACAGGCAACAACAGAGAGUUGAAGUCCGCACAAUCUAAUGGAAAAUUGGGUACCCUAUCAAGAUCAACUAGCAGUGCAGGUUGUAAAGGUGCAGAUACUCCAGUUACUUCAGUUCAAGCCUCAUCUAAAAAUGGAAUAAGCAGUAAUUCUGCGGAACAAAAAUUGAACCAAAUUAACCCCAAGGAUGAACCGUCAUCCAGUUCUUGGAAUGCUGCCAGUAAUGCUACUGAAAAUUUGCAAGAUGGCCUUCCUCGAUCACGGGAAUCAUCAAAUCAAGGUGAAAAGGCUAGGGAAAAUUCUCUCAGUCGCUUGAGACCUGCUGGCAUCACUGGGUUGAAAAAUGUCACAUGUCAAAAGUGCAAGGAAAUUUGUCAUGCUACAGAAAAUUGCACUGUUGUUAGUCCUUUGGCUUCGGGUACAGAUGUAUCUGCUUCUAGAAUUCCUAAAGAGGAGAUGAGCAAAGGUAGAAAAUUGAAAGCUGCAAUAGAGGCUGCUGCUAUGCUUAAGAAGCCUGGAAUAUACAGAAAGAAGAAAGAAAUUGAUCAAUCCGAUGGGUUGUCCUCGUCAAAUGUGGAUGAAAGUGGCGAGAUAGCUUCUCAAGAUCAGCUCUCAGUUCUAAAUAAGAUGAGUGAAGGAACAGAUGAAGGGCAAGCAAACAUCAGUGCUUCUUCCUCGGAUUUUUGCAAAUCGACAAUUAUUAAUAAUGUGAAGCAGCUUAAUGAGCACUCCAAUGAUGCUGUUUGUCCUUUUAAGGUGGGGUCAGAUUCUAUCGCCCCUUAUUUGGGAAAGCCUGUUCAUGAUUCAGCAGAAAAGUCUGUCCUUACAAAGAUGGGCUCAGACUCCACUUCCCCUUACUUGGGAAAGCCUGUUCAUGCUUCUUCUUCUGAGUUCUGCAAAUCAACAAAUAUUAGUAAUGUGAAGCAGCUUAAUGAGCACUCCAAUGAUGCUGUUUGUCCUUUCAAGGUGGGGUCAGAUUCUAUCGCCCCUUAUUUGGGAAAGCCUGUUCAUGAUUCAGUAGAAAAGUCUGUCCUUACAAAGAUGGGCUCAGACUCCACUUCCCCUUACUUGGGAAAGCCUGUUCAAGCUUCUUCCUCUGAGUUCUGCAAAUCAACAAAUAUUAGUAAUGUGAAGCAGCUUAAUGAGCACUCCAAUGAUGCUGUUUGUCCUUUCAAGGUUGGGUCAGAUUCCAUUGCCCCUUAUUUAAAGUCUGUUCAUGCUUCAGCAGAGAAGUCUGUCCUUGCAAAGAUGUCAGCUAUCCCAGAGCAUGAAUAUAUCUGGCAGGGGGUGUUUGAAGUGCAUAGAGCUGAAAAGGUUAUUGACUUGUAUGAUGGAAUUCAAGCACAUCUAUCUACUUGUGCAUCUCCUAAAGUCCUUGAUGUGGUUAGCAAAUUCCCCCAGAAAAUUAAGUUGGAUGAAGUACCUUGCAUAAGCACAUGGCCGAGACAAUUCCUUGUCACUGGUGUCAAAGAGGAAAAUAUUGCUCUUUACUUCUUUGCAAAGAAUUUUGAAAGUUAUGAGAACUACAAGAGAUUGUUAGACAACAUGAUUAAAAAGGAUUUGGCCCUCAAAGGAUCAUUUGAAGGUGUUGAAUUCUUCAUAUUCCCAUCCACACAGCUUCCAGAGAACUCACAGCGCUGGAACAUGUUAUAUUUCUUGUGGGGAGUGUUCAGGGGAAGGAGAUCUGAUUGUUCAGAUUCAUUCAAGAAGUUAGUUAUGCCCAGUUUGAAUGGGGUGCCUAGGGACAAAGACAUUCCCGCUGCAGUCAUGACUUCAUCUGAGAAUAUCUUUGUGCCUGAAUGUAUAGUUAAAAAUACAUCUGCAUGUGACAGUCCAUGUUCUUCUGAUGUGCAUCUUGCAGCAAAUGCUCCUGAGAAACCAAGUGUUUCCUUAAAUGGGAACUCUGAUGACAAAGUAUUUAAUUCACAAACCAACCUAGAGAAGCAAGAUGGUAAAGUUGACUCCAGAUCGUUGACAAACAUUCGAGGAAGCAGUAACCCAUGGUGCCCAGAAGCUAGAUGCAGCAGUCCUUGCCUGGAAGAAGUUGGUCCUCCUAGGUGCAGUCUGGAUGUGGACCCGAAGCCCUGUACUGAGGUAACUCGGACUAAUUCUGUCUCUGAUGUGAAGGAGAUACAAAUUCAUGAAGGUGGUUCAUGUCUUGGAGAAGAUAUGCCAUCCUUCAAGAUUUUUGGUGUUGGUAGUCAAAAUUCAGGCUGCAGGAGGAUUUUUGGUGAGGAUACAAUAGUUGAUAGAACAUUCAGUGACAAAGAUAAUAUUAUAGUUGAAAGGGACUUGAAUGACGAUAACGUGAACAUGGAUGUGGAGACUUUCUCAGGGAAAGGUCCAAGGAAACGACCAUUUUUGUAUUUGUCAGAUAGUGCACCACUGAUUUCGAGUAGCAUGACUCCGUGGAACAAGGCAGAUAAUAAUAAUACGUUGGUGGAUGGAGAGAGCAUCAGUAAGAAGCUGAAGACGGGUUUUAGUGGGCGAUAUGGGGGUAGUGGUUCAAGAGAUGAAAAUUCUUUGAGCGGUAGUUUUACUUCACAGACAUGUGAUUUGGGUUCCAGCUCCUCCGUUGAGGAGAGGAGCUAUGACAAAGCAUCUGCUGAAAAGGUUAUCUUGGAGGGCCUGGGAACUAGUGAAAGGUACUUCUUUCCCGUUGAUUCACAUCAUGUCAAGGAUAGUCGGUUCCCUGCUAUCUCCAUGCCCUGGAACUCAUCAAAUGAUGAGGAUCCAGUUAUUGAUGGGAUUCCAAAUCUUGAGCUUGCCUUGGGAGCUGAGACGAAAUCCCCAAACAAGGGAAUCCUGCCUUUCUUUGGAAUGGCUGAAAAAAAUCGUAUCCAGAACAAGCCUCCAGACAAGGUAAUGAACAAGGAAGAAGAUGAUGGUGUCUCUGCUUCACUUUCCCUCUCCCUCUCAUUCCCAUUCCCAGACAAGGAACAGACUGUAAAACCCGUUUCAAAAACUGAGCAACUUGUGCCUGAAAGGUGUCAUGUGAAUACUUCACUGCUCCUCUUUAGGGGCCUUUCAGAUAAAUAGGGCUAUGGUGACUCUCACUGUGUACACAUUGUGCCCCACAUGGACGUGGUAAAUGUGCCUCAUACAUAAUGAUGGUCUUCCAUGGGCUUCAUAGGAAAAUCAAUUUCCAUCUGUUCAUAGACCCACAGGAUUUACUAAUAAUUUUUCCCCUUUUCAACUUUUCUGAGCUCUUUGUUUAUGAGUGCCAAUGUCACGGCUGUUUGUAUAUAAAGAGAUUUUAAGCCGGCACAGUCUUGAAAUGCCAUUAGAUAUUUGCAACCUCUGAUUCUUCUUCGACCA